Messenger RNA from Chiloscyllium plagiosum (whitespotted bambooshark), 2631 nucleotides. RefSeq names its product ubiquitin-conjugating enzyme E2 D4-like. Lineage: Eukaryota; Metazoa; Chordata; Chondrichthyes; Orectolobiformes; Hemiscylliidae. The record is from RefSeq and is a predicted model, not a curated record.
AGCGCAUGCGCACUGACCGCCCAGGGCCUCCGUGAGCCAGUCGGAGCGGAUUGAACGGCGAGGCUCGGGCCCGCAGCGGGAUGGCGCUCAGGCGGAUCCAGAAGGAAUACCAGGACUUGGAGCGUGACCCUCCAGCACUGUGUUCAGCAGGUCCAGUAGGAGAUGACUAUUUUCAUUGGCAAGCUACUAUCAUGGGGCCAAGUGACAGCCCUUACCAAGGUGGUGUUUUCUUUCUGAAUAUCCAUUUCCCAUCAGAUUAUCCUUUCAAACCACCUAAGGUUUCGUUUACAACGAAGAUCUACCAUCCAAACAUUAACAGUAAUGGCAGCAUUUGCCUUGAUAUUCUCCGAUCACAAUGGUCUCCAGCUUUAACACUGUCAAAAGUUCUUCUGUCCAUCUGUUCGCUGUUGUGUGACCCAAACCCUGAUGAUCCUUUGGUACCGGAGAUUGCACACACCUACAAAUCUGACAGGGAGAAGUACAACAAACUGGCCAGAGAUUGGACAAACAAAUAUGCAAUGUAACCUUGACAGACAAGAAAUAGUAACUCCUUUACAUAAUCUGGAAUGCAAAAAUAAAAGCUGGCUGCAGUUUUAUGGAAUCCCACGUGCCAUUCACAAUGAAUUUUAUACUUGGUGAUUGGUGAGGAGCUCUCUGUCUGAACGCUGAUGUGCUCUAGCCUUGGCUCGAGCAGUUGGCCUGCCAUAUAUGGAUGUGUAUUUUGAAAUAUACAUAUAUAUUUCCUUUUAUAUCACUAGUUUCUGUGACCACAGUCCAGUUGUUCGCUGGUCCCCCAGCAUUUUACCAGUCACAGACAGAAGUUAGGGAGGAGCAACUCCCUAACGGUUUAUUUUUUGGAAAUGUGAAGCUUGUUUUCCUGCUCUAUUUAUGCUGUCUGCACUGCAUCCUGUUGAGUGCGUGUUUUUUUAAUAUAUAGAUUAUAUAAGUGUGUCUGUAUAUACAUAUAGAAAUCACAGAGCCUCUUAAGCACGGUUUUAGUGAAUUGUGCAAUUUGUACCCGCGUCAACACAGUUGCUCCACACCUGCUGAACUUUGCCAGGACCAAAUGCUCCUUUGCAGAUAUUAACUGGUGUGUGGCUGCUGUUUACUUAUGAUGCAAUUUGCUUUGUAUCCCCACCCUUCGACUCUUUGGACGCUGCUCCCUUGUCCUAAGGUUUAGGGGGCUCUGCUGGUGCGGAUGCCCUGACUGGCACUCUGGUGGUUUGUUUGUUGCCUUGUUCCAUGCACUCCUGUUCACCUUUGAGUGCGUGCCAUGGGAUGGUGAUUGCACUGCGUCCUCCAUGAAGUCCUUGUGGAACGAGCUGGGAACGUGCCAGAAAUGGAAUCUUCCUUAGCUCUCAUCUUCUGCCUCAGUGAUCAGAGAAUUAUUAGGGAACCACAGUAUGCAUUGAGUUAACUCCACCCUGCUUCCAAACCAUUGUUACACCAGAUACUCUGCACCCUUGCAGUAAUAUACCCAGCUAGCACUGCAAACCUUUUUUGUUUUCUCGCUUCUGCCUGGACUGAGUGUCCUUAGUAUAUUCAAAACAGAGCCCUUGCAAUCAAUUGACAUUGUGGCAUUUGAUUCCAUUACCUGGGUUAGACUGUAAUCUAGAUCUGUGAUUAUAGAUUAAUGAAUGCUGGCAGGCUGAUCGACAAAAGGUGCCAUUGAUUUUGCAACAGUAGUCGGGGUACAAUCAAAGGCUCAGUUUUUCAUUGAACUAAUCCCAGGAAUACUGAGGUUGAUCACAACUAUUGUUCAUCCAGCUGAGUCUUGGCUUAACUCAACAGACAAGAAAGCAAAGAUAAAAAGAAAACUCCCCCUGUACCGGGAUGUUCCUGGUCUGUGUGUUUCAGUGUCCCACUGUUCAUUCAAUGAACUCUGGGGGCCACUGUGAAACUUGCACACACUUUUAUAAACCUGCCUCCAGGAGGAUGUCUGCAAUUUCUCCCUUUCAGUUAAACUAACUUUUGAGGUUCAGAUUUCGGGCCAAGCAAGAGAUCAGUGGCAAAUCCAGCCAUGCUUGAUUCGGCAAUAAUUUGAAUUGAGGACUUUAAAUUGUCCCACUGUGUUUCAAAACAACAGCGAUGCUCCUGGUAUCUCUGGCCAUGAGCCCUGAAGAAGGAUAACCCAGGCUGGGUAGAUGCUUGUGACUGAGCUGGCUGGUGUCCAGCUCUGGGUAGUCAGUAAUCCUACUUAAGCCCUAUCUGGAAGGGCAUCUACUUGUUUAAAUAAAGAGACAGGAUGCAGAGAGUCCCUUUCCACAUGCACAGAAAAGGUAGCAGGUUCAUAUAUGAAUGGCACUGAAUGGAAUCUGUGCCUACUGCACUUUACCCAGUGCACGGUGGCGUCGCUCGAUCCGAUGCAGGAUUCGAGAACGUUUGUACGCUCCUUUAUGAACUAUAUUCUUUGAAAAUGAGUGAAAAACCAGAAUUGAGAAUUGGAAAGAUCAAAUGUUUAUGAUUUUUAAGUUUAAGAAGAAUGAUGGGGUUUAACUCAGCUUUCACUGAAAGAUCUAGCCUCUUUUGUUGGUACCAUGUAGUGUUUUUGUCUUUUUUAAUGGUUUGUUUGAAUAUGCAAAGUCCUUUCCUAUGCUAUGUGAAUAAAUUGGUGGCUGGUUUCUGCUGUAA